AUGCCCGCCAGCGAAUCUUACGACUAUAUCAUCAUCGGUGGCGGCCUUGCGGGGUCAGCUCUCGCUGGUCGAUUGGCCGAAUACCACCCCGCACGAUCAAUUCUGAUUGUCGAAGCCGGCUCCAAUGUUGUUGGACAUCCAUUGACAAGCUCCCCUCUCGCCUGCUUCGGGGCUCAUUUAUCUCCACUCGACUGGGCAUAUACCACCGUACCACAGGUUCAUCUCAAUGGUCGGCAAUGCUACGCCGCCGCUGGCAAAGCGCUUGGCGGUGGUACGGCCACGAACUACGGUACCUGGACUCGAGGGAAUGCUGCCGACUAUGAUCUCUGGGCUGAGAUUGUGGGUGAUGAUGGAUGGAGCUAUAAGUCACUUCUGCCGUAUUUCAAGCGCACUGAGACACACUGGGAUAAGAAUGCCGAUUUGUCAGUUCAUGGCCGAUCGGGUCCCAUACACAAUGCGACAGUUGCUUCCAGCAGUCCUGAUCGGAUAUAUCCACUUCGCGAUACUAUGCGAGAGGCCUGGGCUAGACUAGGGGUUAACACCACUUCUGAUGGGAAUGAUGGAUCCCCCUUGGGUCUGGCUGAACUCACAGAGAACUGGCGCGAUGGGCAACGUCAGCUCGCGAGUGAAGCAUAUGGAAUCACCAAGAAGUCUAAUAUCACGAUCAAAACCGAGACACUGGUGAAACGUGUGUUUUUGUCCGAGGGAAAUGGUACCAAGGUUGCAACUGGGAUCGAGCUUCUAGAUGGAACGAUCUUGAAAGCAUCUCGCGAAGUGGUGGUCUCCGCUGGUGCCUACCGCACACCUCAAGUACUAAUGCUAUCCGGCAUCGGCCCCAGCGACGAGCUGGCCAGACACGGUAUCCCCGUGCAAGUAAAUGCACCAGAAGUAGGCCGCAACUUCCACGACCACUUCUCUUUUAACCAGUGGUGGAAGCUCCGUCACCCUGAAAAGGGUUUGUCGAUCGGAACCCCACUCUGGAACAGUCCAGCAUAUGGCCUCGGGCUUCCAGGUAGCUGGGUUGCCACUGUACAGACACCACGCAACGAACUGGAACGCGCAUUGCAAGUAGACGGCGUCCCUAACCACCCGUAUCUCGCUCCAGAGUUUGCCCACGUCGAGACUCUGGUUGUGUAUGCCCCUGCCGGUGCAGCUGUAGCGGGUGUGGACGUUCCCAUGGAUGGAACAUAUAUCGCAUCCGCCGUGCUCGGAAUAGUCCCCACCUCCCGAGGAAGUAUCACGCUUUCUUCAGCAGAUCCCAGUGCCGCGCCGUUGGUUGAUCCAAAUUACUAUGCGACGGAGGUUGAUCGGGCGGCAUUGCGGGCGGGUGUUCGACAGGUCACCCAUUUACUCAGGGAUACGCCCGAGGGUCGGGAGAUUGUUGUUGAAGAGACUCCUCGUCCUGGACUGGGACCUUUAAGUGCAUCAUCGACAGAUGCAGAGCUUGAUGAGGCGAUUAAGCUUGGGGGUGCGACGUUCUACCAUCCGGCUGGGUCAGCGGCCAUGGGGAAGGUGGUUGACACCCAGCUGCGAGUUCAUGGAGUUGAGGCUCUGCGUGUGGUGGAUGCAAGUGUGUUGCCGUUGUCCUUGGCGGGUCAUUACCAGGCUGUAGUGUAUGCAAUUGCUGAGAAGGCAGCUGAUAUCAUAUCAACGUAA
Molecule: messenger RNA, 1656 nt
Organism: Penicillium odoratum
Lineage: Eukaryota; Fungi; Ascomycota; Eurotiomycetes; Eurotiales; Aspergillaceae
Product: GMC family oxidoreductase
Exons: 1
Coding region: 1-1656 (551 amino acids)
Molecular function (GO): oxidoreductase activity, acting on CH-OH group of donors; flavin adenine dinucleotide binding
Source: RefSeq, a predicted model, not a curated record